UAAAAUAAGUUGCUGUUUUUCUUUAGUUUUUUGUUCGUUUCUUUUUCUUUUUCUUUUUAACGUGCGACCGGUUGCCUGUGGAAACAGUCCAAAUUGUUAUCAGUGUGUGGCGUUUACAUGUUUUUUUCAGUUCGUACUAACCUACAAAUUACGACGGAUAUCGCCUUAUGUGUUCAGCUUGAGAUUUUUUGCCAUCAGUUUCUCUCUGAAGACUUUGAGGGGUAAACAGACAGUUUUGUUGCGGUUAGUAAAUUAAUAUUUGCGACAUCUGACACCUGCCCGGACCCCGUGUGCAAGGUAAGCUAAGUUAAUGCCGGAGCCAGAUUCCACAGCUACCCAGAACACAACCACAGUGAACCUGCAGUGACGGAAAAAGCCCAGCAGCCAACGUGACUCAUCCUGAUGCGCAGGAAGUUCAGGGUGCAGAGGGGAGAUGCUGCUGAUGCUGGUGUCCUUGCUGCACUGUGUUCCCGCAGCCAAGGCCUGUCUGCAGUGUGACCGCAGAAUCAGGCUCCUACAUGAGGACUUCAUCCUGUCUGCUCCCACCGUGGACGACCAGAUUGAACUGAAAAUGAUCUGUGACCAGGCGUACGUGACCUACAAAGAGACAAGCCAGGAACGAAAGGGAGUCAUUGAUCCCACCACUCUGUACAGAGCCAGAACUGAUUACCAGAGUGAAUUUGACCGCUUCUUGAAAACCAAACAUACUGGAUCUGUCACAUAUGAAGCCAUCCAGAUCAUGGAGAAGGGCAGGAAGAUCUUAGAGAAACACUUAAACACAUUCAUCGGUGAUGGACUGUGCCCUAACAAGUGCGGGAUUUUGAAACGAAGAGUAAUGGAUUGCUUCUCUUGCCGCUACAAGAUAUACAUCUGUCCCUCCCCCUCUGGCCAGCGGGAUUGCGGUGAGUAUCCAGUACUGGCUGAGGAGGGAGGCCAGGCCUUGUUAAACUGUUUCCUCCCAUGGCAUCGUCUUCUGUUGGGAAAAACAGAGUACCACUACUCCUGGGCCCCUGGUGAGCCAGGAGCUAAAAAGCUCAAUGAGAGUGACUUCAGAGCCUUGGUUGUGACAGAUGACUCAUCUGUGGUCUUAAAUCAGCUGCACGUGGAUGAACAAGGAACAUAUCGCUGCUCUCUGCAGAACCAAAAUGGAUUCGUCUUCUACAGAGCCACUUUCCUGCUCACUGUUGCCCCUGUGCCUGACCAAACUCACCGACCUGUCAUCACUCUGCCUCCCCUGCCUCACGGGGACGACCAAUCGCCUUUUCAACCCACUGAGGCCCUGUUGGUGCCAGUCAUAGCCAUGGUUACAGCUCUGAGCCUGGCAGCAAGCGUGGGCAUCACAGCUGUCCUGGGACUGGUGAUUAGUCAGAUGAGAGCUGCAGGGGAGCUGAGCAGAAGAAGGAAAGGCAGAAGAGCCGAACAAAACACGGUGUGAUGAAGAUAAAUACACACUUUAACAGGGAGGUUGUCCCCAGUUCAGGCUGGACAUUUAUCUCAGUGGUUUAAUAAAUUUCCCAGCAGAAACUGCCAAGUCAUGUCAUGAAAAAUUGAGAAAAACAGGUCAGCUACAUACAGGUUGUGUAUUUUUUGAUAUAUGUGUAUCUUAAACAUCAAAAUAAAACUCAGGCAUUAACACUGUGAA
Messenger RNA from Acanthopagrus latus (yellowfin seabream), 1642 nucleotides. RefSeq names its product izumo sperm-egg fusion protein 1. Lineage: Eukaryota; Metazoa; Chordata; Actinopteri; Spariformes; Sparidae. Gene Ontology annotation, cellular component: acrosomal membrane; plasma membrane. The record is from RefSeq and is a predicted model, not a curated record. Gene Ontology annotation, molecular function: signaling receptor binding; protein binding involved in heterotypic cell-cell adhesion. Gene Ontology annotation, biological process: sperm-egg recognition; fusion of sperm to egg plasma membrane involved in single fertilization; heterotypic cell-cell adhesion. The coding region runs from base 434 to 1435 and encodes 333 amino acids. The transcript has 10 exons.